Molecule: messenger RNA, 2663 nt
Organism: Rhododendron vialii
Lineage: Eukaryota; Viridiplantae; Streptophyta; Magnoliopsida; Ericales; Ericaceae
Product: G-type lectin S-receptor-like serine/threonine-protein kinase LECRK3
Exons: 1
Coding region: 138-2477 (779 amino acids)
Biological process (GO): protein phosphorylation; recognition of pollen
Molecular function (GO): ATP binding; protein serine/threonine kinase activity
Source: RefSeq, a predicted model, not a curated record
CUGCAGAGUCGUGAUCCCAUAUCACUUCAAUUUCUUCCAUUGACUACAGGCUGUGGCCUUUAUAUAACAACCUGCAUUUCGGUAAAUCCAAAUAUCAAAAAACAAUACUAAACCAGCCAAAUAGUUCGUUCAUAUUCAUGGCUUUUACCAUAAUCUUUCUCAUUUUCCUCACAUUUUCAACAAUAGAAGCUCAACAAAGAUCCACAAACAUAAGCCUAAGCUCUUCUCUAACACCUACCGGAACCAACUCGUCCUCCUGGCUCUCACCCUCCGGCCUCUACGCCUUUGGUUUCUACCGCCAAGGCAGCGGCUACGCUGUCGGGGUUUUUUCUGCCGGCAUUCCGGAAAAGACCGUGGUCUGGACUGCCAACCGAGACGAUCCACCGGUCCCGAGCAAUGCCACCUUGUCCUUUACAGAUGGAAGGCUCGUUCUCGACGUUCCACCAGCCCCAAACACAUACAUACCUGAUGUUACUCAGUUGAUUUCCGCGGCAUCCAUGCUGGACUCAGGCAAUUUCGUGCUUUACAGCUCUGCUCGAAGGAUAAUCUGGCAGAGCUUUGAUAACCCAACGGACACCAUUCUCCCCGGCCAACGUCUCCUAAACAGAAAGCAGUUGUUUUCCGGUGCCUCGGAAGGCGACCACUCAACCGGGCUUUUCCGUCUCAAGAUGCAAGAUGACGGGCACCUCGUCUCCUUCCCGGCGCAAUCUCCGGACGCCACCCCGUAUGUUUAUUGGGCAUCUGAGACGAAUGGAACUGGCAAUAACAUCACACUAAAUCUUGAUGAAAAAGGCCAUCUCUAUCUGUUGAACGAAACAGGUGGCAACACCAUAAAGAAUUUGAGUGCAGCAGAAUCCUCGAAUGAUGGAAAAAUCUAUCGCAUGACACUCGAUGCGGAUGGAAUCUUUCGAGUCUAUUCGCUUACAUUGGAUCCGAAAGGCAAUUGGUCGGUUAUGUGGACUUCGUCGGAGGAUAAGUGCGACCCCAUAGGCCUAUGCGGGCUAAACGGGUAUUGCAUUACAAAUGAUACGGAGGCCCAUUGCAGAUGCCUCCCGGGUUUCAAUUCUGUAAAUCCCGAGAUUUGGAGUCUCGGGUGCAAGAUGAAUUUCACAACAGCGAGUUGCAACAACACCAAUGGCGGCAGUGCCGGGUUUGCUAUGAUGCGAGAGGGAAACAUGUUAUGGGAAGACCAAAAUUAUAAGCAGACCGAAGUAACCAACAAAGAAGAUUGUGAACAAUCAUGUUUUGAGGAUUGUAAUUGCAUAGUCGCGUUAUACAGCGAGGACAAAAAAUGCAAAAAACUAAGGCUUCCUUUGAGAUACGGAAGAAGAUCGCUAAGUACUUCGCAAGUUGCCUUCAUCAAGGUUGCAAAAGAACUUCUGCCUUUGCCUCCCAAGAGAACUAAGAAAGAGCUGCGAUUAGAAACCGUCCUAAUCAUUGGAGCUUCACUUGUUACUUUUGCAAUCAUGGUGCUAACAAUUUCGGGAUUUCUUAUUUAUAGAAAUAGAGUUUGGGUAUAUAAAAAGAUUUCGGAGAAAGGGUAUAUUGAAUUCACCGGGGAUAUAGUUCUGCGAACCUUUACGUUCGCAGAACUACAGCAAUUGACAAACGGCUUCCGAGAGGAGUUGGGAAGAGGAGCAUCUGGGACCGUUUACAAGGGCGUAAUACCGUACAACCAAAAGGUUGUGGCUGUGAAGAAGCUCGAGAAGGCGUUUGCAGAAGGGGAGAGAGAAUUCCAGAGGGAGAUUAAAGUAAUCGGGCGAACCCAUCAUCGAAACCUAGUCCAACUCAUCGGUUAUUGCCUCGAUGGACCGAACAGGCUUUUGGUAUACGAAUACAUGUGCAACGGAUCGCUUGCAGAUUUUCUCUUCACGCACGAAAGGCCCCAGCCGAAUUGGGAAGAAAAAGUCGAAAUUGCUCGCGACAUUGCACGCGGCAUUCAUUACCUGCACGAUGAGUGCGAGACCCAAAUCAUCCAUUGCGAUAUAAAGCCUCAAAACAUACUCAUGGACGAGCGCUGCUGUGCCAAGAUUAGCGACUUUGGAUUGGCAAAGCUUUCGAAGGCGCCGGACCAAACCAAAACAUUCACGGGGAUAAGGGGAACGAGGGGUUACGUGGCGCCCGAGUGGCAUCGGAGGCUGCCGAUUACAGUGAAAGCGGAUGUUUACAGCUUUGGGGUCGUGUUGUUGGAGAUCAUAUGUGGUCGAAAGUGUCUGGACUGGAGCCGUAGGGAGGACGAAGCUGUGCUUGAAGACUGGGUAUACGAUUGUUAUGAGGCCAGAGAAUUGGGAAAAUUGGUUGGGGAGGAAGAAAAGAUGGAUAUAAGCAAAUUGGAGAGGAUGGUGAAAGUGGGACUUUGGUGCAUUCAAGAUGAGCCAUCUCUUCGUCCUUCGAUGAAGAAAGUUUUGUUGAUGAUUGAAGGAACUGUUCACAUCCCAACACCUCCUAGUCCUACUUCCUUUCUAAGUGCCAUAUGAUUAUGAAGUAAUUAUAUAUAUAUUUUUAUUUCUAUUCAUGUUUUGAUCGAAUUUGUAUGCUUAUUAUGAGGAUUAACAGUAUUGUUUAAUAAUUUCUUGUCAUUGACAUGGAAAAAAUCCAGUUUUAUUUGUUGUGUUUUCACUCGGCUGCAAGCUUAUGCAAUUAUUACGUCCUCAUAGAACAAU